Daldinia decipiens is the source of this 1700-nucleotide messenger RNA. RefSeq lists its product as uncharacterized. NCBI's taxonomy places the organism in Eukaryota, Fungi, Ascomycota, Sordariomycetes, Xylariales, Hypoxylaceae. The record is from RefSeq and is a predicted model, not a curated record. The transcript has 2 exons. The coding region runs from base 275 to 1513 and encodes 412 amino acids.
AUCUCCCACACGAUAUUUGCAGACCUAUAAAACUUUCUAAAAUCUUGUUCUAUCAUAUUCUAACUGCUAAAGUUGCCGAGCCUAAGAUACCUAAAUGAGGCUUAAAUAAGUGGUUCAGGGGAUUGCUGCUAGGUACUGUACGAGAUAUCUCAGCAAAAAUGUGUAUAUAAGCCAGGCUUCUCCUUUCACUCACAAAGAAUGUUAGUGAGUCAAUGAAAUCAUCCAUACUCAUACUACUCAUAUAGUAUAUUUCACUGAGAGACACUUGAUUAACAUGGCAACACACGACAGUGACACGAGGAACACCAAUGACGAACGUGAAGAUCGAAGUAACCUAGGUACUCCUGCUCGCCAAUCUACCAGUGAAGAAGCUUCCAAGGUUUCGUUAACGCGGCAAGCACCAACUGAGCCUAUCCCCAAAAGAAUUUGGCAUACGUAUACAAGUUACGCUUUUGGACGGAUAGAACAUGAGUACGCCCUCGAGCAGAAGAACCAGUGUAUCCGGUCUCAAUUAGGCAGCACCACAACUACACGUAGCUCGGUAAAUUCGUUUAUGCAUGGUGUUGCUCAUACCGUUGGGGUGAUACAGCCAAGGUUUACCUUUGAUAGAUCGGACUUCCCUUACCCUGCUUCGUUUCUAAGCGCAAUCAAUGAACCAGAUAGGUCGCGGCGACAAGGUAAUGGAGAGGACAUUAUGAAUGCCGAUCCGUCACCUGAACGGAACGAUCCGGCACAGGAAGAACGUGGUAUUCUUACAACAGUGAAUACUAGAAAAUCCGCAGAGCACCAAUUGUCCAAGUUUAAAAACAGGAAAUUAGGCUUCGGUACUCGAUGGUUUGGCAUUACACGGUGGUCGGAAAUCAGAUCCCAGACUCCAGUUCAGCCUACCUAUAUUGUCCUAGGAGUCUUCCCUCGCGGUUAUGCCAAUCCACGAGAGACGGUCGUGUUUAUUGACAGACCGGAACAACUAUUCUUGCGCCUUCAUUGGGCUGCUUUCCGCUUGCGCGGCUUAACCAGUAGUCUCUUCUCGCUCAGGCAUGUGAAGGAGUUCAGAUUAUAUAAAUGUGAUUCUCAAAGGGGGAUUCACGAAUCCAUCGACUUAGAUAGUUAUGGAACCGGCGAUUUACGAUUACUUUUGGCUACCUAUAAGCAGUGGUAUGUUACCGACUAUAUGGCAAAGCAAUGGGCGAUGUGGAUCCACACGGUGUUGAAUGAAGGUUCACAUAAAGUUCCUAAGGGCUCGUAUUCGCUUGAACUGGUGCUGGACUGGUCAGCAAAGAGGAUUUCAGUUGUAGUGCUGUUACCUGUGUUGCUAAGCAUCGCAAUCGACAUUUGGCUAAACUCGAAGGACUGGACAGACCUAGCAACUAUCCAGACUGCCUGGGGCACUGCAUCUUACAUCGUGACAGCAGGAGGUCGUAAGUUGUCGCUUCAGUGGGUUGAAAUGUUUCAAAAAGCUAACAGAUCAGUAACGGCGGCAUUGUUGGGUAUUCUAAGCAGUAUUUCGGAUUAAUGAUUUUAAGGAGAUUCUCAUGGCCAGCGAUAUUUCUCUAGAUAAUCGGUAAUAUUAGGUCUGUUGAAUUAUUUACACGCUGUGUAUGGAUAUAUUCUACGGCAGGGGAUAGACACUUAUGGACAAGGAAAGGAUUGGGGGUGACAAGAUACUAGCUAGUACUCCUAUAUGCAUAGUAAAAAGGGUC